This is a messenger RNA of Colletotrichum orchidophilum, 1392 nucleotides long. Its product is annotated as aromatic prenyltransferase. Bases 1 to 1392 code for a protein of 463 amino acids. NCBI's taxonomy places the organism in Eukaryota, Fungi, Ascomycota, Sordariomycetes, Glomerellales, Glomerellaceae. Gene Ontology annotation, biological process: alkaloid metabolic process. Gene Ontology annotation, molecular function: transferase activity, transferring alkyl or aryl (other than methyl) groups. The transcript is spliced from 2 exons. The record is from RefSeq and is a predicted model, not a curated record.
AUGGAAAAUCACCACUCGACCACAGUUCCACAGGCCAACGGCACCACCAAGAGAAACAUCUACAACGAAGUCGACGAUUCCACGUCUUCCAAAGGAGGCCCUCUCGUCUCCUCAUGGCUUCCCGCCCUCCAGAACACCAUCUCCUCGCUCCUAAACUGGACGGGCUCCUACCCGGCCCACAUUCAGGACUCCCAUCUCACCUUUGUGCGUGAGGCCGUGGUCCCCCGCCUCAAGCAACCACCUACCACGUCUGAUAGGCUGCACUACAUUCUGACGCACAACCAAUCGCCGUACGAAGCAAGCGUCGCCUUUGCAUCUCACAAAAUGGCCAAAGUGCGGUUUACGGUGCAGCCGCUGGUGGAUCCUAGCCCUGCGGGAGACGAUCCCCUGGGACAGAAGGGACUGCGCGAGAAGCUAGAGGGCCUGGCGUCUACUUGCGGUGCAGACCGUGUCUGGAUGGAUGCCUUUGUCGAUUCUGUCUUCCUUACUGCCGAAGAGGAGGCGGGCUUGGUCGAAAGGGAGAUCAACGGUGGCAGUGAAGCUACUGCUACUGAUGCGUUGCCGCGGCAGAUUUGCUAUGCUGGGUUCGAUCUCGAGCCCGACGAGGCCGAGAAUGGGGAAGCGGCCAUCGGCAUGAAGGUGUAUUUGUUCCCGCAACUCCAAGCUCUUGCAACGGGCCGGAAACUUGUGGAUAUCACCGAGUCCGUUGUGACACGACUUGCCGAGGGCGAUAAGGAGAUGUUGGCCGGGUGGGAACUGCUCAGAUCGUUUCUGGUCUCCCACGGCGAGGACAACAUCAACAUAUACUUCCUCGCCAUCGACUGCCUUGCGCCCUACAUGGAGCCUCGCUUCAAGGUAUACGUUCACACCCAUGCCAACUCGCUCGCCUCGGCCCGCCACGUCUUCACCAUGGGCGGCCGCCUUCCGCCUUCCUCCGCGGACUUUUUACCACAAGUCUGGCCCCUACUCAUGGACAUGGAAGACGUUCCCCAGGACGACAUGGACCUCCUAGAAAAGCCGCUAAACGAGCCGGACAGUAAGUACUGCGGGCUUUGCUUCGCUUUCGAGUUGAGUCCGGGCAAGUCAGUCCCGCAAGUCAAGAUUUACGUGCCCAUAUGGCAGUACUCGCGGGACGAGGCCGGGCUCGUGGAGCGCUACGAGCGCUUACUCCGUACGCAAGGGAUGAUUAUUGGGGAUAGCGACUUUGGAGCUGCUGUUCAAGACGCCUUCGAGAACGAGAGAGAGACAGGCCUACAUACCAUGGUAUCGGUUUCCUCUUCUGCGAAGGGUGUAGGGCUUAGCACAUACUUUGGGCCAAGGUUUUGGGAGAGAGCUUUCAUUGGUCGACUUCAUAGGAAUCAAGGCAAUCGUUACCUUACAGUCGUGAAAUAA